GUCCGUAUUUUUCCAAGUCUGUUUUAGAUUUUUUUUGUAGAGUGCGCAAACCUUAUAUGAGGCAAACCUUUGAGUUGCUAAAAGUCUUUCUAUCAAGCUAAGUACUCAAAAAAUACACACUUGCGCAAACAUUUUAUUGUAAGGUUAAAUAUGUAGCUUAUUGGAACGUUACUGUAGUACGUCUUCAUUGUUUUGCACAUUGAUACGUUUAGCUUGUGGCUAACUGUUACAGUGUAGUUAGCUAGCUUGGCAGGUAAAGCAUCAGUCCGAAUGUCGUCAUCGCUUCUGUUCUGGUUACGUAAUUCAGUUGUCCGUUGAUUAGUCACCAAUUUUGGAUUGGGUCAAUCUUUGAAACCCGACGUUACGUUAGCCGUUUUUGCCGGCUUCACACAGUUAUCGCCGGUUUUGAGUCAAUUAUGGACCUUCACAAGAUAAUCCAUGAUACGCUGCAGGAGUUCAUUCAGACAUAUAUUCCUGAUGCCGACCUGAGCUCCUUGGAUGAUGUAUUGCUCUCCUACAUCACUGGGGUCCUGGAGGAUCUGGGUUCUCAGGACAGUGUGGAGGAGAACUUUGACGUGGAGGUGUUUGCAGAAAUGCUAGAGGCCUACAUUCCUGGUUUUGCUGAUAUCGACAGUGUUAAGGUUUGCGACAUGAUGUUCAGCUUGGCUUCGAAACUAGCUGCAGCCCGGAUUUCAGAAAAAAGUGUGCCUAAGGCUCGAAUUGAGAUCCCACUGACACACAGCGCUACUUCUGCUGGACCACCUGAAAGAGACAUGCACUGCCUUGCAUCACAGACAGAGGGGGCUACUGCUAAGAUACUGCUCUCUGAGUGGGAGGCUCAGGAGUCGCUUCUGCUGGAGAUGUUCCCUAAGUGCAGCCUUUCAGAAGCAAGAAGCGCCCUGUCUAUUGCUAAAGGUGACAUGGAGGAGGCUGUACGUCUCAUCGUCGAAGGAGACGUCCAGCUCAGCCCCUCUCCUCUCAACGUGAACCAUGGGAAGACUGUCUCCCCUCAGGCGGAGCAGAAAAUGAAAGAGAGCAUCCUUGAGAAAUAUAUGCUAGUGGACAGGGAGGAGGAUAAGAAAACACACCGGCCUGUGGCACCCAAAGAUGCCCCCAAGAAACUGGUGCGUUAUCACGGCAACCAGGUGGUGACCACAAAAGGGGAGCGCUAUCAACUGGUGAAGAAGGAGGAGAAUGAGGAGAUGAAGAAGACUUAUGUCAGUAUCAAACCGGCACGCAAAUACAGGUUCCAUUGACUGACUGGCACCGUUCUCAAAAUCCAACUGUGGACAUAGUCGUUAAUGUUUUUCUGGUAUUUUUGCCUUAUUGUUUUGUUACACUUAAACGCAACAAUUGUUGUGUUUGUGUUUAAUUGUUGUGUUUGUAACAUAAAACACAACAAUUAAAAUUGUUUGUGUUUGGUUGUUUUUUAUGAGUGUCUGGUUUUAGAAAUGUUUGGCGGUUGUCCUGCUUCAAAUGUAAUAUCUUCUCUGCAGUCUUUCCCUGGCAUUGUUUUGUUCUCUGGAUAGAUGAUAGUGUGCUCUUGUAGUGAGCCAUGUGUCCUUACCAGAACUAAUAAGACUUGACUUAUUUAAUUAGACUUGACCAUUUAAAUGUUAUAUUUUGUAUUAUGAAAGCUGUACCUUUUAUUGAUAUUACUUCUGGUAAGAUAUACUUGACUUAAGACCAUUUAAAUGUGUUAUGUUUUCUAUUAUAAAAGCUGUACCUUUUUAUUGGUGUUAUUUCUGGUAGGCUAGACUGAUUUUGCUGUUCAUUUUAAAAUGCUAUGAGCCAAAACCAAGUAGUUAACCAGUGGUGUUGCUGUGCAAAAACAAAUAAGUGGGCAGGAGGUUAGCAGUCAUGAAACAGCGCACUAAUAUGCAUUCAGUAUUAUAGAUUUGUAAGGAUGGGAAAGGCUUUGACAAUGUAAUAUAUGGUAUUUUUAUUUAUUUGGUUAUUAACUUGCACAGAGGAAAGACAUUUCUGUACUGUAUCUUUAACACUAUUUCUCAUAAGAGUAUGUUCAGACGGAGCCUGUGCAUCCAUUGGCAUUUUUAUUAAAUUUAAAAAUGUAUUAUCCAUGUACACAAUAACAACCAUGUUAUUUCCUUUGUUUUCAAAGUUGCAUUUUUGGAAUUGUGAAUGAGGUAUUUUCUUGGACCAAGUUAUGGAGAAUGAGAAACUGUAUACCUACUGCAGAUAAGAAUGACUGAACCACACUCCAGAACAGAGGGUGAGGAGACUCAUCUAGAGAGGCAACAGCUGUGCUUGAAAAGUGAGUCCUAUAACAGGAUGAUCAGACAGGUUCAGUGAACGCAGGCAGGAGGGACAGAAGCCCCAACCCUUGUGAGACACGAGUAAGCGAUGGAGGCAGCUAAGUAAAGUGGACCGUGCAGGAGAGGAGCAGAACCACCCCAGCUUACACUCCUACUGCCCAUCUCCAUCAUAAAGACCGAAAUAUUCACUGUGGAGAUGAUAUGGGAUGCGGUGUGUCUGUUGGAAGAGUGACUAAGUGACCUCGCUAAGCACUGCGACACCCCCAGCAGUAUGUGGGAACAACUGCAGGCCAGGGAAAGGUGCGGACAGCCAUCUGGAGUUACCUUGGCAACAGAACAGAAAUGAACCCAUAGAAGAUUGUCCAUCUUGAGUUACACUGAUGACAGUACAAGACAGAGGUAAAAGGUACGUUCAGGCUGGUCAUGUGUGUCUGGGCUUAUAAAAUAUGACAUGCUUCUUCCUGAUGUAGUGUUCUUUUGGUCAGAGCCGAAUGGGUGUGGAUCCUACCUGAGUUAAAUCACCAGAAAAUACAGUUCCAACUACAGUACAAAACAACCAUUUAUUUUUGUAUUAAAGUUUCACAUACAUCAUUUUUAGUCUACAAUCAUAACAAAGUUAACAUUUCUGUAGUAAACAGAACAAAGUAUUGGGUUGUAGACUCCGACUAUAAACCCACUGCCAUUUCACACAAAUACAUUACAAGACAGUCAUUUUAUAGUUCAGCCAUGGAAUUCAUGUACGUGCAAUGUAAACAUGUUAAAUACAAAGUAAAUACUGUAGGUUUUACAUUUCUAAUACCAGAACUAAUAGCCACAUUUGUACAGCUACAGUAUUCAAAUUAGCUUUAUUUUUUAAUUAAAUGUGGUUAGUCUAUUAUAUCAAACUUGACAUAAGGUUAACAGUUACAUUUAAACACUCAAGCAAUGAUACGUUAAAAUAAAAGGAUAAUUACAAUAA
Messenger RNA from Esox lucius (northern pike), 3234 nucleotides. It is a transcript of the gene cuedc2, whose product is annotated as CUE domain containing 2. The coding region runs from base 417 to 1256 and encodes 279 amino acids. The record is from RefSeq and is a predicted model, not a curated record. Lineage: Eukaryota; Metazoa; Chordata; Actinopteri; Esociformes; Esocidae. The transcript has 3 exons.